This is a messenger RNA of Ananas comosus (pineapple), 936 nucleotides long. Its product is annotated as dirigent protein 22-like. Lineage: Eukaryota; Viridiplantae; Streptophyta; Magnoliopsida; Poales; Bromeliaceae. The transcript has a single exon. Bases 89 to 694 code for a protein of 201 amino acids. The record is from RefSeq and is a predicted model, not a curated record.
UAAAAGAAUUCGAUUAGAAACUGCUGUUGAGUGGAGAGUCUCUCCUAUAAAAGCCCCCUCUGUAUCGUCACAACAGAAGCACAACAUAAUGAAAGGCGAAAUGGCUCUUCUUGCACCCAAACAUUCUCUCCUUCUCCUCCUCCUCCUCCUCCUCUUCCAAGUUAUCUUCUCCACCAUUACCGCCGCCAACGCGGAGCUCACGACUCGCUUCUCCGAGCGUCCCCACAAGAAGAAGCUCAAGGAGAAGCUGAGCCAUCUCCACUUCUACUUCCACGACAUCGUCCGCGGCAAGAACAUAACGGCGGUGCCCGUCACCGCCCCGUCGCGAAGCGCGGGCUCUCCGGCGUCGGCCUUCGGCGUGAUAACCAUCAUGGACGAUGCGCUGACAAUGGGCCCGGAGCCGACGUCGGCGCCCGUGGGCCGGGCCCAGGGGAUGUACGCGUGCGCGGCGCUCCAGGAUCUGGGAUUCCUGCAGGCCAUGAACCUGGUGUUCACGGCGGGCACGUACGACGGCAGCGUCCUCACCGUGCUCGGUCGCAAUGCCCCGCUCCACGCCGUGCGAGAGAUGCCCGUCGUCGGCGGCAGCGGCCUCUUCCGCUUCGCCCGCGGCUACGCCGUUGCGCGGACCCACGACUUCGACGCGGCCACGGGGAAUGCCGUCGUGGAGUACAAUGUUUACGUCAUGCACUACUGAAAUCUAGUUCGUAAAACACACUCAAAAUAAAUUUUAAUUGAAGUAUAAGAUAUGACAGAGCUGUAUCAAUAAUUAAGUAGCGCCCAGAAUAAGUGGUCCAUCAGGUUCACAUGAUUAUGAUUUUUUUUCUUGUUUUACCCCUUGUCUGGAACGUGUACGAUUUUGUGGUCCUUUGUUUGGCUCCCAAGGAUUAAUUACAUUGUUUGAUGCAUUAACCUGUAAAUUUUUGGUCGCCUGCUUCA